AUGCCUCCAGCCCCUAAAUCUAUCAGAUUCAGAUCCCAGCUCGUCGAACCAUCUCCCAAACGCCAGAGGAUGAGCAGCGACACAUCCGAGUCCACGCUUGCUAGUGAUGAUCCCGUCGCCGCAGUCAUUGAUCCAGGUGCUUGUUGGGUUGCCUCGGAUGAUCUCUCCAGCAUGGUAUUCCAGACAGCCUACCUCCAGAGAAUCAUCAGCUCGUGGAACGGAUACGUUCCCCUGGUCUACGGUGAGACUCUCAUGAAGAGCUCUUUCAAGAAAUGUCAAGACACGGUCAACAGCCUUCGCAACACACUUGAGAGUCUGGAAGUCAAGGCUGCCAAAGAUGCUCAGUCUCCCAUGAAAGACUUCAUCGCUAGCUGGCACCGCAAGCUCGAAGACCAGCAAGUUAAAGACGAGAAAGAAGCUAAAUCGGCAGCGACCAUGGAGUUUCUCAUCCUGUCCGGUAUCGAGAAAAUCGUCAAUGCUGAAUUCUCGCGCUUGUGCAAUCUCGAUGAGGUCUUCUUCGACAUUACCUACAAGUCUUGGAAUGAGGAAGAGGGUGAAAAAGGAACAUUCAGACAUGCUAUCAAGAAAGCCCUGGAUAAAGAUCCGGAUCCGCUUGCAGACUUCGAGACCAAGGUCAAAAGGCACUUCAAGCGCGAAAUGCUCGACCGUGCUGCAAGUGACUUCAAGCGCGAAUUGCAAAAGCAGUAUGAAGAGUAUGGUGGAUGA
Aureobasidium melanogenum CBS 110374 is the source of this 726-nucleotide messenger RNA. RefSeq lists its product as uncharacterized. The transcript is spliced from 2 exons. NCBI's taxonomy places the organism in Eukaryota, Fungi, Ascomycota, Dothideomycetes, Dothideales, Saccotheciaceae. Bases 1 to 726 code for a protein of 241 amino acids. The record is from RefSeq and is a predicted model, not a curated record.